Molecule: messenger RNA, 1842 nt
Organism: Capsella rubella
Lineage: Eukaryota; Viridiplantae; Streptophyta; Magnoliopsida; Brassicales; Brassicaceae
Exons: 3
Coding region: 230-1705 (491 amino acids)
Source: RefSeq, a predicted model, not a curated record
AAGGAUAAAGCCAUAGUAUUGUAUGAUCUGAGAGAAUUUUUAAGGAAAAGAAAUAGAAACAGAGAGAGUCGACGACACAACUGUGGACUCCAGUCGCAAGAGACAACAAAAACAUCUCUACAGCCUCAGAAAUUGGACAUUCCCCAUCUCAAGUAGAAGAAGAAGAAAGAAGACAAACUUCCACAGUAAAAAGGGUCUAAGAGAAAGAGAAACAGAGCGAGUAACAGAGAUGGAGAAAGAAUGCGAAGAAGGGGAAAUGGAGAAAAAGCUUAGACGAAGUUUUACGGGCUAUAGUAGGAGAGCUGCUCCUUCUACUCCUCCACCCACCUGGCGCCUCGAGUUUUCGCCGCCGCACCGAGUCGGAGCUUCCUCUGCCGCCGUCGAGACGAAGGAGUUUUUGACGAAUCCGGAGGUUUCCGUCAGGAAAUUGUGCGCCGAUUUGUGGGAAACUGAACAAUUCCGGCAAAGAAUUGGGUUACGACGGUGUCGACGACGGGAUUCAGAUGUGGUAUCACCUUCCUGUGGGCCACUUCAUGAUCAUCAGCCACCUAGCAGAGGUAGCCUGAGGAGGCAAAUUGUAGCAACUUGUGAUCAUGGACUGGUCCGUAGGAAUGGCGAUCUCUUGCAACCAAUCUCUCCUGCAAGUUGCACCAGUAGUUCAUUGGAGGUUGUGAUGCGUAGACCAGCGUUUAGUCAGACAGGUUCUUCGGUGGUUAAGUCUGCGAGCUAUGGUUUGGGUUCCUCUACAAAGCUUCUCAAGGUGCUAAACCGGAUAUGGAGUCUCGAGGAACAGAAUACUGCCAAUAUGUCUUUGGUUAGAGCUCUAAAGAUGGAGUUGGACGAAUGUAGAGCCGAGAUUAAGGAGGUCCAACAACGAGAAAAGCAAAGCGAUAGGCGAGGGAGGAAGUUAAAGGAAGAAGAAGCAAAAGAGGUAAAAGGUGUUUUUCGAUCGAUGAAGAAGGAUUUAGAUGAUGAGAGGAAAAUUAGAAAGCAGUCAGAGACUUUGCAUCGGAAGCUAACACGAGAGGUUUGUGAAGCGAAGCAUUGUCUAUCAAAAGCUUUAAAAGAUCUUGAAAAGGAGAGACAGGAACGUGUUGUUGUGGAAAAUCUCUGCGACGAGUUUGCAAAAGCAGUUAAAGAUUAUGAAGAUAAGGCAAGAAGGGUUGGGAACAAGUCACCUAUGAGUGAUAAAGUGAUUGUGCAGAUCGCAGAAGUAUGGAAUGACCAGAGAUUACAAAUGAAGCUAGAGGAAGAUGAUAAAGGCAUUGAAACAUUUUUGCGACGUAAGGAGAAGAGUAGAUCACAUUCAAGUAAAGGAAGUGGCUUGAGAGCAAAACCAGAUGAUUCGGUUUCGAUGCAUCAAAGGGUUUGCUUGAAGGAACUCGAAGAAGGGAUCGGAAAGCGAACAAGAAGAGAUAACAAAUUGCAACUUAAGAAGAGCUCAGGCCAAGUUCUUAAUCUAUCUAUGUCUUCGGAAGGAGAUAAGAUAUAUCCAGAGAGUAGUCCAAGGACGGUUGAUGAUCAUGAGAAUGAAGAAAAGUCGAGAACUUUCUCGAGAAUUCGUCAGAGGAAUGUGAAUGUGGCAAUGGGAGAGGAUAAACAUCGUACUCUCAAGGAUAAGCUGAUGGAAGCUCGUGUAGAGAGUCGACGUUUACGUUCUCCUUUGAAACCAGAGUUGAGUCCGAGUGAUCUGGUUCAAGGAUGAGCCAGUUUGAUAGCUCGUGUAGUUGUAAGGUUAAUGUUUGUUAGUUUUAGAUUUUAAAAUCUCUCUAUUAGGGAAGAAUUCUUUUGGAGAAAAACUUCCACAAGUUUGUAUAUUAUUUUUACAUGAUAUGUCAUUAA